Molecule: messenger RNA, 5939 nt
Organism: Sinocyclocheilus anshuiensis
Lineage: Eukaryota; Metazoa; Chordata; Actinopteri; Cypriniformes; Cyprinidae
Product: STE20-like serine/threonine-protein kinase
Exons: 19
Coding region: 711-4208 (1165 amino acids)
Biological process (GO): protein phosphorylation
Molecular function (GO): protein serine/threonine kinase activity; ATP binding
Source: RefSeq, a predicted model, not a curated record
AACGAGAGACCCGAGCGACGGUUGAUUGAGGCGCGACAAACGUCCUUCUUAACACCGCGAGCAGCGUCCACUGGCCUGCGGGUGUGCUGUGGUUUGUUUAAUCGGUUUUAUCGAAACAGUUUUGGUUGGCUAAGCUGUAAAACACACCCCUCCCGUGAGGAGUAGACUGAGCUCAGACAGGAGUUUGAUCAUCAGCAUCCGCUCCGCAUUUUUACGGUGUGCUAACUACCUAUCCGCCUCCACCCUUAUGGAUUUUACUGUACCGUAGUUUUUUUAAACGACACAUUUGAAUACUCGAUGCUUGUUUGACUAGGAAGCUGUAUUUUUUAUUAGACGGGUGAGGUAAAUACAGAUGAUCACACACAUGUAGCCGUUGUGAAGCUAGCUGAGGAAGUGAGUGGACUGUUACUUUUCCAUCCCUGUUUGGUGGAAGGAGUCGCUCGUCUUGAUGAUUCACUGUUAUGGAGACGCGAAAUGCCACAUAAAGGCUGAUCUCUGCCUCUUCCAGAGAGACUAAUAUCUUCGCCAUCAUUUACAGGAUUACUUGGAGCUGUCUGCAACUGUAUAGUUAAAUGAGUUAGCUGGGGUCCGAUCAUCCACAGCUAGCCCAUUAGUCAACUCCCCAAGUGAUUCGUUUAGUACAAUAUUAAGUUUAUGUCGUGUCAGUCUUUUUUUUUUUCACCGAUAGUCAUUUAGAUUGCGUUUAGAAAAUGUCCUUUUUCAAUUUUCGGAAGAUAUUUAAGCUGGGCACGGAGAAGAAGAAGAAACAAUAUGAGCACGUUCACAGAGACAUCAACCCAGAGGAGGUUUGGGAGAUCGUGGGAGAACUUGGGGAUGGAGCCUUUGGAAAAGUCUACAAGGCUCAGAACAAACAGACCGGGAUCCUGGCUGCAGCUAAAGUGAUUGAUACCAAAACAGAAGAGGAGCUGGAGGACUACAUGGUGGAGAUCGACAUCCUCGCCUCCUGUGACCAUAAGUACAUAGUCAAACUGCUGGAUGCUUUCUAUUAUGAGAGCAAACUAUGGAUUCUUAUUGAGUUUUGUGCUGGAGGAGCAGUGGACGCUGUGAUGUUGGAGCUGGAGCGGCCAUUGACAGAGCCUCAGAUCAGAGUUGUGUGUAAACAUACACUGGAAGCGCUGGCUUAUCUCCAUGAGAUUAAGAUUAUACACCGGGACCUGAAAGCUGGAAAUAUUCUCUUUACCUCAGAUGGAGAUGUCAAAUUGGCUGACUUUGGAGUGUCUGCAAAGAAUACAAAGACCCUUCAGAGAAGAGACUCUUUCAUUGGAACACCAUACUGGAUGGCACCCGAGGUGGUGAUGUGUGAGACAUCAAAGGACAGACCGUAUGACUACAAAGCGGACAUCUGGUCCCUGGGGGUGACUCUGAUCGAGCUGGCACAGAUCGAGCCGCCUAACCACGAGAUGAACCCAAUGAGAGUCCUGCUAAAAAUAGCAAAGUCUGAGCCCCCCACACUUGCAACUCCAUCACGAUGGUCUCCUGAGUUCAGUGAUUUCCUGCGGAAAGCACUGGAUAAACAUGUAGACAACAGGUGGAGUUCAUUGCAGCUCUUACAGCAUCCAUUUGUUUCAAAUGUGAUGGAUAACAAACCACUGCGAGAGCUGAUUGCUGAGGCUAAAGCCGAAGUGUUUGAGGAGUUUGACGAGGGCAAAGAGGAAGAGGAGGAAGAAGAGCCAGAGUCCCAGCCGGUGGUGCCUGGACACAAACGUGCAUUAUCGGACACCAGCGUUGGCAGCUCAGAGGAUGAGAGGCAGUAUCAGAACACACCAACUCUUGAGUCGGUCACAGAGAAGGCUGAACCUGAAAGAAAGCCCAGUUCAGAGGAUCAAGCUAGUGAUAAGACCUCUGACGUGGUGGACGCCAGCGAACCCAACCAUGCUAAGGAUGAGAAGGUAAAUGAGGCCAGUCCAUCAGACACCAGCACUGAGGAAUCACGUUCUGGUGAGGAGGCUAUUCCAAAACACGAAGAAUCUCACACACCUGUGACCACAGAAGUAGAGAUUUCUGAUCAGCCAAAUCCUUCAGUAUUAAAUGACACUGUCCUCCAAGAGAUUGUAAUCGUCAGUGAGGAAACUGGGGAGGAAGAAAAGAAGGAAGUGAAGGUGGAAGAGCCACCAGAGAAGAAAAAAGAAGAGUGUAAAGAAACACAGCAAGAAGCCAAAACACAAACCACCACAGAUGAAGAAGAGGAACCUUCCCUGCCUUCAGAUAUAGCUGAACCAGAGAACAAAUCUGAUGGUGUUACUGAAGAAGCUAUCACUGAACCAAUUGAGGUUACAGAAAAAACUGAAGACAAAAUUGAGACAGAGGAAGAAAUGCAUAAAAAGGAACUAGCAGAAGAUGAGAGAACAGUACCCUCACCACAUGUCCCAACAGAAGAGUUAAAGGAGGAGCAAACUGAAAUUUCACCAGAUGUUUCUACAGAAGGGGUAAAGGAGGAUCUUCCUCCAGUGGCAACAGAGGACCAAGAAAAAGCUGGAGAUAAGGGUGAGAGUUCAGAACCCAAAGACGAUCUUGCAACCAAGGGGGUAGAUGUAGUUGAGGGCAACUCCAUGAAUGAAUUCCCUGUUGUUGUCAUCAAUGGUGUAAAAGAAGAGGAGGUCAGCGCAACAGAAGAAACUCAAGAAGCCCAUGAAGAUAGACUAGAGAUCCAGGAAGCACCUACCGUGCCUGAGAAUGACCAGAAUGCAGAGGUAGCGAAACCUGAUGUUGAAAAGGAGAAAGACUCUGACUCAGGCAGCAGUUCUGCUGCAGAUACUAACAGCAUUGACAUUAAUCUGUCAAUCUCCAGCUUCCUCUCCAAAAGCAAAGAAGGAUCUGUUUCAAUACAGGAUACCAAGCGCCAAAAGAAAACACUGAAAAAGACCCGCAAGUUUAUGGUCGACGGGGUGGAAGUCAGUGUCACCACAUCCAAGAUUGUCACCGACAAUGACACCAUGAGUGAGGAACUGAGAUUUUUGAGGCGUCAGGAGUUACGAGAACUGAGGCUGCUGCAAAAAGAGGAGCAAAGAGCUCAACAGCAGCUCAGCAAUAAACUGCAGCAGCAGAAAGAGCAGCUCUUCAGGCGCUUCGAGCAGGAAAUGAUGGGGAAGAAACGUCAGUAUGACCAAGAGGUGGAGAACCUUGAGAAACAGCAGAAACAGACCAUAGAGCGUCUGGAGCAGGACCACACAAACCGGCUAAGAGAUGAGGCCAAGAGGAUCAAAGCAGAGCAGGACAAGGAGCUCUCCAAGUUCCAGAACAUGCUGAAGAACCGCAAAAAAGAGGUCAAACAAGAGGUUGGAAUGUCCCCUAAACACUUGAGAAAAGAGCUCAUGAAACGCUUAAAGGAAGACCUAGCAGUCAUUCAACAUGAAGAGGAGCAAGAGUUUCUCCAGAGGCAGCAGCAGGAGCUGGAUGGAGCUCUGAAGAAGAUCAUCCAGCAGCACAAACUAGAGAUCGCCACUAUUGAGAGAGACUGUCUCAACCACAAGCAGCAGCUCAUGAGAGCUCGGGAGGCAGCCAUGUGGGAGCUGGAGGAGCGCCACCUGCAGGAGAAACACCAGUUGCUGAAGCAGCAGCUGAAGGAUCAAUACUUCAUGCAGAGACAUCAGCUCCUCAAAAGGCAUGACAAGGAGAUGGAGCAGAUGCAGGGUUAUAACCAGCGGCUGAUAGAGGAGAUGAAGAACAGGCAGGCACAGGAAAGAGCUCGGCUGCCCAAGAUCCAGCGCAGUGAAGCCAAGACCCGUAUGGCGAUGUUUAAAAAGAGCCUGCGGAUCACUGGAACAGGAACACCAGAGCAGGACAGAGAGAAGAUCAAACAGUUUGCCGCUCAGGAGGACAAGAGACAGAAGAAUGAGAGACUUCAUCAGCAUCAGAAACAUGAGAACCAGAUGAGAGACCUGCAGCUGCAGUGUGACUCCAACAUCAGAGAACUUCAACAGAUGCAGAAUGAGAAAUGCCACCUCCUGAUUGAGCAUGAGACUCAGAAGCUGAAGGAGCUGGAUGAGGAGCACAGUCAGGAGCUGAAAGACUGGAGGGAGAAGCUUCGUCCCAGGAAGAAGGCUCUGGAGGAAGAGUUCACACGUAAACUGCAGGAACAGGAAGUCUUCUUUAAGAUGAGCGGAGAGUCUGAAUGCCUCAAUCCCACCACCCAGAGCAGAGUCUCUAAAUUCUACCCCAUUCCCAGUGUGCACUCCUCCGGCUCUUAAUCUUCACUGAGCUUUAUCUAAAGUGAAGAAGAGCUGUUCCAGUCAAGAGCUCAUUAGCCUUUUAAAGGUAUGAGAUCAGAAUAGAUGCAUGGGUUGAUAUGAAAUUCCAAAAUACCUGAAAGUUGGAAUCUAACAGUGAUGAAGGACAAACCUCAUGCAUUACCUAGACAUGCUUUUUUGCCACAUUGAAUCCAAUGGAUUAACACUUUAGUUUUCUGUAUGUUGUCUUCUGGUCACGUUAAUUUGUGCUUGAGACAUUAGCACAAAUUAGCAAUGAAUACUCUCAGGCAAUAUCUUGUCUUUGAGGAAUACUUGCAUGAGAAUGCCUUAAUGAGGGUCACAUGAUGCCCAUAACAAACAAAAUAUUGCAAACAGAAAAUACCACUUAAAUGGUGAGAGGUCACAUUUAACAGAACACGUGGACACACUAGUCACUGUUACACUCAAUUCUCUAAAUGUUCAAGUUGCACAGCUAGUAAAUGAAGCUUCAGUACUGUUUGGUCUUGUAGCAGCUGUUAUAUGUUGUAUUUUUUGAAUACUCCUGUGAAUCUGGCCUAUUCUGUUUUUAAUGUCCACGUAAAGAUACUUUUAAAACAAACUACUCAUUUUAACUUUUUCUUUUACUAUUUGACUUAUGGUUAAAUAUAUUUGCAGUCAAGGAAUGUAACCCGCAAGAUGACAUUGCACACUUUAAAACAAAAACAUAUGCAGUAGUGAUCUCUUUAGUGCAUUAUGAAGGAAAUAGUGCCCAAAUAUUUGUAUACAAUGAUGUCAUUUCUCAUUUGGCAAGUCACUUUGUGGUCCAGAGUACCCGAGUUUAUUUUUUUAUGAGCAAAUUAAUUUCACAUAUUAGAAGUCAUAGCCUUCUUGAAUGUUUCAUAUAUGGUGUUAAAAAGUUAUUUAUGGAUUUAACUGAAGUUGAACGCUUUUAUUGUUAGUUAUUUUUCAUGUUUCAUCAAUAUAUAAGGGCAAUAUGAACUUGCACAUGCUAGAUGGUUUAUCUGAAGUUUAGAUUUUCUUUUUAUUAAAGGACACACACUUUGAUAGAUGUAGAGUAGUGUUUAGUCCAUUGCAGUCUGCAAAAGCGUUUCAGUGGGAAGACAUGAACAUUUCUCGCUGUUGCUGAGGACUUUUCAUCUGAUUCAAGCUCUAUUUUUGAUAACACGUUUUGUGCGAGAAAUUAAACACCUGUAUCUUAUCCAUAAUAUGACAUGCUGUGCUCAUACUUUUUGCAUGCUGAAAGAAAUCCCAAAUGCUGUAAUUUACCAGAGACAUUCAUUUUUUUAAUAGACAAUGCAUUUUACAAAGGCUGGUUCUAAAAGUUAGUAUUUGCACAAACAGUGCAUUACACAUCAGGAUACUUGUUCAGAGACAGAAAGAAAGGGCCGAUAUCCCAGUGUCAUACUGCUGAACAGUGACCUUAACCUCCUGCAGCACUUUGAUGGAAUAUAGGAUGCAUUUUUUAGGUCAAUUUAUGUAUCUAAUCGCUUGUGUCCAUUGGUAUACUGUAAUAAUGCUGUAAAUAAAACUCAUUGUAUUUUCUUUGAUUUGUUUGGUGUUUUUUGUAGCUCAGUAUCGAAACCGUUUGGGUAGGAGUAACAUCAUACUCCAUUCUUUGUUACACAUUCAGUGGCUUUUUACUUGUAAUAAUAACUCACAUUACAGCACAUGGUCUAAAAAAAUCUCAAGUGUUUAAGACCCCUUUUUUAGUGUACCAUCCAUGUUACUUUU